This is a messenger RNA of Puntigrus tetrazona (Sumatra barb), 3211 nucleotides long. It is a transcript of the gene g2e3, whose product is annotated as G2/M-phase specific E3 ubiquitin protein ligase. The record is from RefSeq and is a predicted model, not a curated record. The transcript has 14 exons. Lineage: Eukaryota; Metazoa; Chordata; Actinopteri; Cypriniformes; Cyprinidae. Gene Ontology annotation, cellular component: nucleus. Bases 344 to 2467 code for a protein of 707 amino acids. Gene Ontology annotation, molecular function: ubiquitin-protein transferase activity.
GCCCUUCCCAUAGGAAAAUCUCUGUUUUGGUUUGAAUUCAACCAACCAAAAGCAGGCAGAGGCGUAUUUAUCGUGAAAGAGGGAAGUAUGAAUUCUAUCAUUCGAUUUACACUUUUACAAUAAUUACUGAAAUAUGUUUUUAAAAACGAUUACCCGAUGAUUAUGUGUUUUGCCUUACGGAGUCAGAAGAAGAAAAAGAGUUCGUAAUGAAGUGAGUGUAAUGGCAGUUAACGUUACUAAAUAACGUAGCAACAGACGCCUAACUUAAAUUCGGAGCUCUUUAAAUCGCCAUUUUAUAAAAAAAAAACCGUUUUACCUAAUCGUGGCUGCGUAAUACACAACAAUGAAAGCAAUGAAAGGGGAGACUACCGAAAUAAAACAGAUUCGCGACGACAAAGAUCUCAAAUGUAGUCUUUGUAAGAGAUGUGACAACAUCCCAGAGAAGUAUGGAGAGAAGAUCACCCUUCAGCAGCAAAACCUAACAGUCCACUAUUUCUGUUUGCUGAUGUCUAGCGGAAUAUGUCAGAGAGGGGAGGAGGAUGAAGAUGUUCAUGGUUUUCUCGUGGAUGACAUAAAACAGGAGAUCCGCAGAUCUUCAAGGCUGAAAUGCAUGACAUGCAAAAAGGUUGGUGCUUCGGUGGGGUGCUCCAUCAAAAGCUGUCGGCAAAUGGUUCACAUGCCUUGUGGAUUGGAGCAGGGGUUUAUUUUCCAGUUCACAGACUUGUUUCCGUCUUUCUGUAAAAAGCAUGCACCCAGCCAGUCCUGCGUCUCCAGCCCCAGUCUGCCCCUCUCUUGUUCCAUCUGUCUGGAGCCCAUUGAACCCGUCCUCUCUUACAAUGUCCUCAAAUGUCCUGCAUGUCAUGGCAGCUGGUUUCACAGAAACUGUGUACAGCAUUAUGCGCACAGCGCUGCCAAGUUUUUCCUCAAAUGCACACUGUGCAAUAACAAGGACCAGUUUCAGCAGGAAAUGCUCAGAAUGGGAAUAUAUAUACCAGAGCGGGAUGCAGCAUGGGAACUUGAGGAAAACGCAUAUGAAGAUUUAUUGCAGGUGUACCAGCACUGCGAUGCUGUGAAGUGUCGCAGUCAAAAAGGUCGUAAAUACAGCUCACAGUCAGGGUCUUUUGAAAUUGUUCGUUGCAAGUUGUGCGGAUCCAGGGGAACUCAUCGAAAAUGUUCCAACGUUAAGCUUUACGAAACCGACUGGAUCUGUGCUGACUGUAAAACUGCCGUUGAGGAAAAAAAGUCAGUGUCAUUGACAAACUAUGCUGAAUCCCCACUAGCUAUAAGGCAAGAGAGGAAGAGGCUGUUUAAAAACAUCUCUGACCUUCACUCUUCACUCAUCAGUAAAAGGCAGUGUGUGCCUGCCACUUCUCCAGAGGUCUUAAUGGAUCUGGCCCAUCAGAUAUCACAGCAGCAGUCUACAGAGGUGCUAGUGGAAGAUGAUGAUGGGGUGACGGAAGCAGCUCUGCGGGUUCUGCGGCAAAGUGACUUUAAUCCCUGCUGCACACUUUCUGUGAAAUUCUCCAGAGACAAACAUAGCAACAACAUUAGGAAUCAGCAUCGCUUCCUCAGAUGUCUUGUUUCGAAACUGCACAAGUCAGAAAUCUUUGAAGGCCCUGAUGGAUCUAAAAACCUUUCUCUGAACUCAAAAGCUCUGAGGGAUGACCUCUACUUUGAAGUCGGCAGUCUGUUGGCUCUCUCUUUGGUUCAUGGAGGUCCUCCUGUGGGCUUCUUCUCUCCAGCACUGUACCAUAGUCUGUUUAACUACCCCACAAACUACAGACCUACUUUACAAGACCUUGGAGACACAGCUUUUGCACACAAAAUCAGACAGAUUGCAGAAGCAAAAUCAAUGAAGAAGCUGAGACAAGCAAUGCAAUCAGCGUCACAGUAUUUGGAAGCAGCAGGUUGCUGGCGAAAGAUCAGCAAACUCUCAGAGAAGGACGUGCUGGUGGAGGAUGUGCUAAAUUUCUACCUGAUCAUCAGACUACAGCUGCCUCUGCAAAGAUUUCGGGAAGGUUUGAGGACACUAGGACUGUUUGAGCAGGUUCAGAUGUGUACAGAGGCUUUCCACUCAGUCUUCUGUGGGCCUGUGGAGCGGCUGACUUCUGAAUCUGUCAUGGAACUCUUUACCAUCCGGUUUUCAGAUGAAAAAGACAAACAAGAAAAAGAAAAUACAACUCUACAUUUUUGGAAAAAGUAUCUGCAAGAGUGUGAAGAGGGUCUGUGUGCAGCAUCACUUGAGGACAUCCUAAUAUUUGCCACUGCUGCGGAUUUGGUUCCGUCCAUUGGAUUCCAUCCCACUCCAUCUAUUUCAUUCUUCAGCUUACCAGACCCCUUGUGUGCCUUUCCUAGAAGCCACUGUGAUGCCAAUCAUCUCGUUCUGCCAAUACUACCCUCAUAUGAGCUCUUCAAGAAACACUUGGAUUACACAGUGUGUCGAUUCUUAGUUAUGCAGAGCAUUUAAAAAACUCUUCUCCCGACUGGAUAUUUCAGGACAUUUACCUAAUGAUAUACAAUGGUGCUAAAAGUUUAUUUGAGGUUUUCAAGUAUUAUAUAAACAGUAUUUUUUAAAUCUCAUUCAUGUUAACAUUACUUGAUCACAGUUUGUUUUGUCACUUUAUUUUUCUGUAACCCAGGUGUUGCUUGUUCUUGUUAUUUUUCAGUAAAUUGGAAUCCCUCUACAAAAAAUAAAGACAGCUUUGCUUUGAGCCUCUCAGCACUCUUAGGAGUUCAGCUGCAAAGCAAUACGUGUUCUUAUCUUAGACUUGAUAAGACUGUUGUUUUUUUUUUUUUUAAAUCAAAAAAAGAAAAUAUAUAUGUGUUACUUUAGGUGCACAGUUUAGAAGUGUACAGGUAAUAGCUAGUAUAGUAACCAGAGUUUACUAUUGAAUCGUGUUCUGUCGAGCAGUAUAGGUAUUUAGCAGCAACAGGAAUUUGAUGUGAUUCGAAUUUUAUUUAUGUAUUUUGAAAACAGUGCACAAUAACAGAUUGCAAUGUUUUGGUUGCCACCAGAUGGUGCAAUUGCCCCCUUUUUGAUACACAUUGUCUAACUGCUGCCACUUCAUGUGAAUAGUUUGUUACUGAGUUGAAUGAUCGUAUCGUUUCUUUCCAGAGAUCUAUUUCAGAAUCAUACGCAAGCAAGAUUAAAAGCGUAUGAUAAUUUGCUAGCUACAUGUCAUAAUUUAUUAAACGUUUUACUGUUCUGUUA